CACACUUCUCUAACGCAAUGUUUAGGAAGUAAACAAACCAUCUGACUUAAGAUAGGCACAUAUGUAUCCAGCGAUGAGCUCGUCAAGUUGCCGCGUUUGCCUGGAGAGCUGUGAAAACAUGGUCAAUGUAUUUGGGGGAUGCAUGAAGUUGGAGUUUCCAUUGCCAGUAUGAUUUUUGAGUGCACCGGCUUCAAACCUGAGAAAGGCGAUCGUCUGCCAGAAACCAUGUGUACCACCUGCCUUCAGGAUGCGCGAAAUGCAUUUGAUAUUAAGAACACUUACGAAAGGAGCUCCCAAUUGUAUUGCCAGUUAUCAAAGAACUCUACGGAGGGGGCCUUUUUACUGACCAGAAUGUUGUGCCUGUGAAGGAAGAAGAAUCGUCAGACUUGCCAAGCAAGAUAGAACAUCCUUAUCAGUUUGUUGUGCAAUAUUUGCCAAGCAAGGUAGAACAUCAAUCAGACCAAUGCCUCGUAAAGAAUGAACCACUUGACGAAGACGCCUUCGAAGAGGAGCACAGUCCAAGUCCCAUUUCAGACUGUGGCGUUAUUCAAUCCCAAUGCGAGGUAAAGAUCGAGGAAGAUGAUGAUUAUGAGAGUGAUGGAUACUGUGAGCCUGGGAGUAGUGAUGGAGAGGAGAACAGCACACAUACAUGCUCUCAAUGUCCGAAGAUAUGUCCCUCGAAAAAAGAUCUUAAGCGACAUUUGCGAAUCCACGAAGAAGAACGACCAUUCAGGUGUACCCACUGCUCAGCGGCUUUUACUAGGAAUGGUCAUCUGGAAACACACAUGCUAACGCAUACGGGAGAACGACUGUUCAAGUGUUCUCAGUGCUCAAAGGCCUUCAAACGUAACUCACAUCUUCUAUCACACAUGCAAACGCAUACGGGAGAACGUUUGUUUAAGUGUGCCCAGUGUUCAAAGGCCUUUAAACGUAACUCCCAUCUUCAGGAUCACCUGCGUGUUCACACAGGCGAACGACCGUUCAAGUGCGAGCAAUGCUCAAAGACUUUUAAGUAUAAUACACAACUUUUCUAUCACAUGCGAGUGCAUACAGGAAAUCCUCUUAAAUGUACCUACUGUUCAAAAACUUUUGCAAGGAAUUAUAAUUUACAGAUUCACUUAGCAAGCCACACAGGAGAACGACCAUUUGAGUGUACCGAAUGCUCAGCGACUUUUGUGAGGAAAGCUAAUCUUCAGGAACACAUGCGAACUCAUACUGGAGAGCGACCUUUCGAGUGUGCCCAGUGCUCCAAAAGUUUUACUAAGAAGACACAUCUACAGGAACACUUGCUAGUUCACACAGGAGAACGACCGUUCAAGUGUGAUCAUUGCUCAAAGGAUUUCACACGUAAUUCACACCUUCAAAACCACUUGCUUGUGCAUACAGGAGAACUUUUGAAAUGUACAAUCUGCUUUAAAACUUUCGGAAGUAAUGCACAUCUAAAGCUCCACCUGGCAGUCCACUCAACGGAUCGACCAUUUAAGUGUACCCACUGCUCAGCGGAUUUUACGAGGAAUGAUUCCCUUCGAACACACAUGCGAACGCACACAGGACAACGACCGUUUAAAUGUACCCAGUGCUCAAAAACUUUUUUUACGAAUGCACAUCUGCAGGGACACUUGCGUGUACACACAGGAGAACGGCCUUUCAAGUGCUCCCAUUGUUCGAAGGCUUUUAAAGAUCAAUCAUACCUUCAGGUACACAUUCGCAUCCACACAGGAGAACGACCCUUUAACUGUUCCCACUGCUCAAAGAGUUUUUCACAGAGUUCAAGUCUGAAGCGACACUUGGAGACCCAUAAGGAAUAAUGAGUGUCUUAGAGUUUAAAAUUACCUUUUAAGUACCCGUUGUUUAUAAAUCUGUUAAAUUAUAAUAUAGGUAAUAUAA
Messenger RNA from Drosophila suzukii, 1887 nucleotides. RefSeq names its product zinc finger protein 431. Lineage: Eukaryota; Metazoa; Arthropoda; Insecta; Diptera; Drosophilidae. The record is from RefSeq and is a predicted model, not a curated record.